UGUUUUGAUACUUUGAACGUAUCCGAUUUAAAAUCACUGGUUGUCGAAUACAGUGAAUCAUUUAGGCCUAGGGGCUCGCAUACAAUCAUUGAUCGUAUCGUUUUGGAUAGCAUGAUGCCAUCACUGUUGAGCCAAAAUGCCCAAAUUGGAACAUGUUGAACUGAUUGGGGUAAAUACGAGUAUUUGUGGUGACGUGCCGGAGCACCUGAGUCGCGUGCCCCGGCUGAGGCACCUGAGUACCACGUACCAGCUGGAACAGCGCCACGUGGAGCUCAUAACGAAGCGCUGUCAGGAACUGCGCAGCUUGGAGCUGUUAAAUUGUGAAUCCCUGACUGGCAUCGACGUGAUCUGGCGGCAAGCGGGCUCCCGCCUGACCUCGCUGAAGCUCGACCAGCUGUUCAGCGCGAGCGACGACAAUAUCGUGGAGUUAAUCAAAGGCUGCCCACGGCUCCAGUCGUUAACGAUCGGCGGCGCGGAGGCGCUGACUUGCGCGCUGCCGGCGCGCGCGGCGGCGGCGCGGCGCGCGGCCAGCCCGGGCCGGCCGCUGCGCCUCGACCUCAGCUACACCAACCUCUCCGACGAGUAUUAUCUGCGACUGGAAGACCGUGGAUUGGAGCGUAACGCGCAAUACGAAGAAUUGAAAGCGAAGUACGAAGACCUGAUAAUAGUCCUCGAGAAAACGAUGGAUGAAUAUGACGACGAGCAGUCUGAAGAAUCGUCCUCAGACUACAAUUACUUCGAUUACUCUGACUAUGAGUAUGAUGAUGAUUAUGAUUAUAUUUAUCCGGGCCCAUUUAUGCGGUAUGAGUAGUGUGAGAGUACAUAAAGACGGUCAACCGAAUUUUGUUAAUUAUAAUUUCUGUAGAACGAUAAACCUUCGCCCAACAUUUCCAAUUUUUUUUUUAAAUAUAGUGGCUCGUGGAUGACUCGGCCAACGUCAAGAUUUGGAAUUCGUCCUUUGAAGAAAAUUGGCUAGUGAGCCCUACAUUUUUAUUUGUCACCUUUUUUAUUGCCAAGAUUUGUUUGACCAUCCGAACAAAAACAUUGUCACCUCAGCAGUUGACGAUGUAACUAAAAUCGCAUGCGAGUUCGCCGAGGAAAUGCCCUUAGCCCCUAGGUUAGGUUAGGUUAGAUUAGAUUAGCCCUUAAGAGAGCGGUCAAAAUGAUAGGGUCUGAUACCUACGUGAUAUAAGUAAGAUGUUUCGUAAGUGAAUUGUGAUGUAAGACUAUAACUACUAUAAGGUCUAUAAGUGAUUUGAAUUUUUCUAUGUUGUUCCAUUAUUUGUCUAUUGUGAAAUAACCUUGUUAUUUCUACUGUGCCAUUAAAUUGUUAUAAGUAAUUUCAA
This is a messenger RNA of Leguminivora glycinivorella, 1346 nucleotides long. Its product is annotated as F-box/LRR-repeat protein 2-like. Lineage: Eukaryota; Metazoa; Arthropoda; Insecta; Lepidoptera; Tortricidae. The transcript has 5 exons. Bases 137 to 811 code for a protein of 224 amino acids. The record is from RefSeq and is a predicted model, not a curated record.